GAGACCUUUUGGAUAGAAUGUGACCAGAAAAUUACAGUCUGGUCCAGUCCGAACCAAAGUGAUACUGCUCCAGUCUUCAGUUGGGAACUUUCUUCAAGUUUGGCUUCGGUUUGGUCUGGACUGGUCCAGUUUCAGUCCGAUCCAAUCCAGUUCCACACUGUUGCUUGCAUCCUGUCACACUCUCAUGUUCCAAAAUUUGGCCAGUGGGACAAGGAUGAUAUACCUUAUACAGCCUUCUUCGAGAAUGCACGUAGGGAAAAGUCUGGAAUGAAGAUGAACCCAAAUGAUCCUGAGGAGAACCCGGAGGCAUUUAUGCUUGCAAUGGGAGGCCGUGAAAGCAAUAGUAAUUUCCGUCAAGCUCAGUCCCCUCUCCAUGUUAACUCUAACAUGUCAGUUUCAGCAGGAAAACACCAUGCUGAAAGAAAAUCAAGGCACAGCCCUUCUACAGAAAAUGCUUCUCGUAACCAAGAUGCCUGGAGCCAUAGGAGGAUAAGAUCAGAAUCUCUUGUCAAUAGAAGCAAUUUCGAUUAUUCACAGCAGAAACCAGGUAUGAGACAGGCAAAAUCUGAAUACAAUAAGGAUGUCAAUAAUGGAAGGUAUGCUUUUUCUGGGACAGGACACCCAAGGCACAAAAGUACUGGAAGUUCUAUUCCAGAUGACAAUAAGGUAACUUCCCUUUCCUUUCAUCAGCAAAGGCUAAUUCAAUCUGUGGUUUAAAGAAAGUAGUAGAUUUAGGAAUUUAAUGAGAAUUAAACCAAACACAACCAUAUCUCUCAUGUUUUUU
Carica papaya (papaya) is the source of this 784-nucleotide messenger RNA. The record is from RefSeq and is a predicted model, not a curated record. NCBI's taxonomy places the organism in Eukaryota, Viridiplantae, Streptophyta, Magnoliopsida, Brassicales, Caricaceae.